This is a messenger RNA of Solanum tuberosum (potato), 805 nucleotides long. RefSeq lists its product as uncharacterized. The transcript has a single exon. The record is from RefSeq and is a predicted model, not a curated record. NCBI's taxonomy places the organism in Eukaryota, Viridiplantae, Streptophyta, Magnoliopsida, Solanales, Solanaceae. Bases 170 to 538 code for a protein of 122 amino acids.
GCCAACUAAACAAAAACUAUUUAAGUACUUCAUUGUUACAUUAACAUUUCUCAAUAGGACCAAUUUUUCUUCUCUUAAUUUUUUCAUCUUUCUUCCAUCAUAUUAAUUACGCCCAGUUCAAUAGAUCUGAGAGUUUCUUUUUGUAAAAGUUAAUUAAUUUAGCUUAGCCAUGUUUAGAGCACUGAGCACACGAAGAGAUUAUAGCGGAUAUGAUGAAUUGAUUAAAGAGGAGGCACCAUCAGUUCCACUAGUAGAACCAAAAUUGAACAGAAACAGAAGCGUUCCAGCAGCUAAAUUUUUUAGUCCAUCCAGAAAGGUGAUGACGCCGGAGCAGAAUUUUCCGAUGAGUCCUCAAGUGAAUAAGGAAGCCAAAAAAGCGAGCAAAAUUCACCCGAUAUUCAGUCUAUUCGAAACGAAGAAGAAGAAGAAGGCAACUGCUAGGCCCGAAUUCUCGAGAUACAUUCAGUAUGUUAGAGAGGGAGGUUUUGGUGAUGUUUUGCAGACUUCUUCAGUUCCUCCAACUUCACCACGGCGGUGAAUUGAUUCAAACAAAUUCGGUAAUUAUGAUGAGACAGCUUGAUUUUUUUAUUUUCUGGUACAGAAGAUCUCGUCGAUAACAUUUAAUAAAUAAUAAUAAUUCAUAUCAUCAUGUGAUUUUAGAGAUCCUUAAAAUUUGGAGUUGAUAUAAAUGAUCAUGAUGAUAUAUACUCUUGUCAAGUUAUCAUUAAAUUGUUGUUACAGAUUAAGAAGAUCCUUGAAUUCUUUCUUUCUCUUAAUUAGUAUCUUUUCGAGAGAUUCGGAUAAA